AGUACAUCCGGACACAGCCGAGCCUACCCGAGUGAGUGUGCCUUGGGCGCCGGUGCCGGAAGAAGCCGCGGAGGGCGGAGCGGGCGCAGUCGCGGACUAUAAGAUUCAGAUAUGUUCCUAUUUGAUUGGAUUUACAGUGGUUUCAGUAGUGUAUUGCAGUUCUUAGGACUGUACAAGAAAUCAGGCAAACUGGUGUUUCUUGGACUGGACAAUGCUGGAAAAACUACACUGCUGCACAUGCUCAAAGAUGACAGACUGGGACAACAUGUCCCCACGUUACAUCCCACUUCAGAAGAGCUGACAAUUGCUGGCAUGACUUUCACUACCUUUGAUCUGGGUGGACAUGCUCAAGCUCGCAGAGUGUGGAAAAACUACCUGCCUGCAAUUAAUGGUGUUGUGUUCUUGGUGGACUGUGCAGAUCACGAAAGAUUGCUUGAAUCAAAAGAAGAACUUGACUCACUAAUGACAGAUGAAACUAUUGCUAACGUGCCUAUCCUGAUUCUUGGUAACAAGAUUGACAGACCUGAAGCCAUCAGUGAAGAGAGGUUACGAGAGACAUUUGGUCUGUAUGGCCAGACAACAGGAAAGGGCAGCACACCACUGAAGGACCUGAAUGCCAGGCCCCUGGAGGUGUUCAUGUGCAGUGUGCUAAAGAGACAAGGCUACGGAGAAGGGUUCCGCUGGAUGGCCCAGUACAUCAACUGAUCCCAAAAUCACAGCAGCACAUCCUGGCCCAGGUCUCAGUGUUGUCUGCUCCUUAUUUGAUCACUCAGUGUACGUAACCUGAAUUCAUUUGACUGUUCAGUUUUAAAGAUACACAUUUUUAGCUAAUUAUAUCAUUGAUGCUAAAUUUUAAGUGUGAAGAUUGCAAAAUUAUUUCAAGCAAGUUUGUAAAUUUAAAUACCACAACCUGUGAGCUUUCUAAUCCCAUGCAGCAUCCUUUUGCAGCUUUUAAUUUAAUGAGUCUCCAGCACCAUUUUUGGUCAAAGCAGCUUUCCAUUACAGUAUGUUUGAAUGCACUUUUUAACAGCUGAAAACAAUGAACAUGUGAAAAAUAUUUAAUGUUUAUGUUAAAUUUUUUAUGUACUUUUUUGAAACUGGUUUUAUAACUUUAGAGUAUAUAACCAUCUUUCAAGGAAUAAUAAAUAAUUACCUGAUGGAUAAUUGCAUGAUGCCUUACAGUUUUCAAUAAUACACUUUCUUAUGCAACGUCAUGCAAUAAAUUUAAAUCCAGUUUUUGGCAUCUUUAAUGGGAAAUGUUUCAUUUUAAUGUGUCUUAACUAGUGAGGCUGAUCUGAAUAGGUGUGAUAUUUUCUUGAAACACAAGCAGGCCACAAAGUAGUUUCAUUGUAGGUUAAAAUAAGGUGGGUUUUUUGCAGACUACUAAAUUGUAUUUAUUUUAGGAUUUUCCAUAGUAAAGGAAAAAUCUACUGUGAUGCCCUUAAAAUUACCAUAAAUACAAAUAGUGUAAAUUAACUGUGCCAAAGUAAAUCUCAGACUAAUGACAGAAGUAGUCUUAAUCUACUGGUCUCUUGAAUUAAACCCCUUGAUGUGACACAAGAAAUGCAGUUCCUUUCUGAAGAAGUUAAGAAUACCACUGCACUAAAUAUCCUGUUUCCAAUUUCAUUCAUAUUUGGGUCUGCCAGAAUACUUGCCCAUUAAAUUUCCAGGAAAAAAAUGAGUUGCCAUUGCUGCUUUUGAAAACUUACCAGCUCAUACCCAUUGGUCAGUUUUAUUUUUGGUAUUUUGAACUGGGACAAGAUGGAUUCUUUUACAUGGUUUUGCCCUGAAACCUGGCCAGUGUGGCAGCUGCUGGCUGCCCAGGGAACUUAUUUCUGGGCAAAAUUCAGUCCCUCUUUCCAGUUUCUGACUGCUUUUCCCUGCUUUAGAGUGUUAAUUCCCUAAGGAAAAAGCAGAUAAUAUUUGAAGAAAUACAUUUUACUGAUCCUGACUGGGAGCUGUAGUUGGUGCUUUCUUGUGCUAGGCAUGUUUUACUCCUAAUUUGCUAAAUGAAGGUGGGGUUUUAGCCCUGGAGUCACCAUUUCACUAUGAUGGGUUUGUGUUUCACUGUGUAGUUCGUUUUGUCCUUGUACAAAUACAAACUGCUGCAAGUUGUACUGAAUCCCUUUUACUUCCUGUUGUACAUGAUCUUCAAAAUAUUUUAGGCCUUAUGUUUCCAAUAUCCAUGGCAGCAAAUAUAUUUCUGACUGGUUUCAUUUCACAAAUAACUUUCUCUUGACCUCUGGGCUUGAAUCUCAGAUUUAAAGGCUGUAGGCACAAAGCAAAUAAAUGAGACUUACUCCUUGCCCAAACCUGAACUGGUAUAAUUGAAUAUUGAUGAUCAGUUCCCCACAGUGCUAGAUUGUGCAUCUGAAUAAUUCAGAACCUAAUUAAUAUAAAUUGUAAAUGAAGUUUAUUACUGUAGAAUCACAUGCAAAACACUAAACCCAGUUUCUGUGUGGUGCAGUUCAGUGUCAGGGCAUUGGGUGACUUUUCCAAAUGACCAGCAUAAAGAAUUCUGCAUUUAAACUCCUGUUCAGCUGUAGAGUGGUGUCUCUGCUGCAUAAAUCCAAACUGGAGACAAGAAGUGGCCUCUCACCACUGUGUAGACAGUCUUUACUACAUGCCUCUUGUGUUUUUUCCUCUAGCUUUUUCUGAUGAUGGUUAUAAUGCAGAGAACCACAGCUAAAUCACUUGAUGGUGUAAAUACUAAAAGUACUACUUGGAGAGCCACAUUGUGGUAUUGAUGUGAGAGAUUGGGGACUGUGUUGCCUGUGCUUAUGGAAAUGAAGCUGGAGGUGGAGAUGUUCUGCUGCACUUCCACAGGCUGAUCCAUUGCAUGGACUUGGAAGGGGUCCUCUUCACCUCCUUUUCCAACCAACUGUGAACGACAGCCCUAAAGAAAGGGGUAAUCCUAUUAAAAAUUAAUAAGGAAGGGAGGUGAUGGUGCUUAAUAGUGUAUGUUAAGAGUAAUUCCCAGUGUUGUGGAAACACUCUUGAUUUCCUGGUUUCUGCUGUGGAACGGUGACUGAAAUGUGAUUGUAAUAAGGGCAUGAAGAAACCUGGACCUUGUGUUAUCCACCUGGGUAUGUUGUUGGAAUAGGUAAUCACUUCUCAGUGAAAUACAUAACUAAUCUUGCUCUGCUUCAUUUCAUUCAGCAGAGGAAGGACCUUUCUUCUGUAGUUUACAUUCUGUUGUGCACAUUAAUGUGAAUGAGUGUUGUGUGUCUUUGUCUGAAGAUUUCAUUAAUAGAUAAAUAUACUGAUGAGAAUUUUCCUGGUGGUUCUCAUCCCCACCCCCUCCAUAUCUCCCUGGCCAAUUAUUUCUGUUUUAUUCCUAUGACUGUGACCAGUCUUGCUUCAAAAAAAGUAGUGUUCACAUUUGGGUCUGACUUACAUGAAUUUUUUUUUUGCACUCUUGACUAUGCAGCUUUCAAUUGAAUAUCACUUUAAAAGAAUGUGAAAAAGAAAACUCAUUAAUAAAGAUGUUAUUUAUGAAUA
This is a messenger RNA of Cinclus cinclus, 3501 nucleotides long. RefSeq names its product secretion associated Ras related GTPase 1B (gene SAR1B). Bases 112 to 705 code for a protein of 197 amino acids. Gene Ontology annotation, biological process: membrane organization; intracellular protein transport; endoplasmic reticulum to Golgi vesicle-mediated transport. Gene Ontology annotation, molecular function: GTPase activity; GTP binding. NCBI's taxonomy places the organism in Eukaryota, Metazoa, Chordata, Aves, Passeriformes, Cinclidae. Gene Ontology annotation, cellular component: endoplasmic reticulum exit site; COPII vesicle coat. The record is from RefSeq and is a predicted model, not a curated record. The transcript is spliced from 7 exons.